Molecule: messenger RNA, 1486 nt
Organism: Austrofundulus limnaeus
Lineage: Eukaryota; Metazoa; Chordata; Actinopteri; Cyprinodontiformes; Rivulidae
Gene: rnf44
Product: ring finger protein 44
Biological process (GO): protein ubiquitination
Molecular function (GO): ubiquitin protein ligase activity
Source: RefSeq, a predicted model, not a curated record
UGGUCCGUCACGCAAGGGGGCGUGGCUUCGCCAUAACAAUGCAUUUGAAGAAACAUACACGCGCCAAGGAAUGUUUUUUCGCCGUUGGAACUGUACGGUUUCGUUCGUCGCACGUUUAGCUGUAUUUUCUGCUCAGGUGGACGCUGUCGUCAAAGCAAGCUCCUUGUUUUGCGGAUACCACAUAACACCCUAUGCUGCAGUCGAGAGCGUGCGGUGGCUGGCUAACGUUAGCAAGCUAAUACAACAACCCAGCUUCGUCGGAGGAUAUAAUUGUUUAAAACCAGUCGGGACGACGCGGUGCUCAAGUGGACACUGUUAUAUAUUUUUAAAAUCUCCUUUCGGAAGAUUCUGUUCGAUUAGAGACGGUUAUAUAAUCUACAAGGAAUAAACUUGGCGACAUUUUGGAAGGUUAAAACACCUGCAGUCUUUCCGAGGAAGCAAAAACUAGCAAAGAAAGGUAAAGACAAUCAGAGGCAACUUACAAGUGCCUCCACAAUAAAGUUUCCUCUCCCGGAGCGUGACUCGUCUGCACGACGUCACCAAUGCGACCAUGGGAAAUAGCAGUAAAUAGGCUGCCACCAACAGCCCCCUUAAACCCCAGGAGGUUCUUUGGAGAGCCCUGCAACGCUCCAGUGCAUCUCAGGAGAAGUCCACCAGUGAGACGCCAGUGGGGGAGACGAGACAGACCCGUCCUGCACGGUUCCCCAGUCCAGGAUGAGAACUUCCAUCAGCUGCUUUUCUCCCAACAUCCCCAACAGAUUGCUUUAGAUGAGUCUAGACAGUUCAGCCUCACCAGCACAGCACCACGCAUGCUCCACCCUGCUGCCCACCUGCCCCAGCAGAGCCCCAUCAUGGUGGAUCUACACGAUCAGAUGCACCAGGGAUCGGUUCCGAUCUCGUACACUGUUACGACUGUGACGACCCACGGGUUUCCUAUUCACACCGGGCAGCCCCUUCCAGGGUGCAGCGCUCAGCAGCUCCCAGCAUGCUCGGUAAUGUUCAGCGGACAGCUCUCUCUGCUCUGCUGCCUUCCUCCUCCUCUCAUACAGGCAUGUACCAUGCAGCAUAUUCCUGUGUCUUAUCAAGCCUUCCCACCGCUGAUCUCCAGCGAGCAUUUUGUAUUGCACCCGACCCCAUCUGUACCCCCCCACCAGCCGCCGCACCUUGCUCCUUUGAGCCAGUUUGUCCCUUUACAGCCUCAGCACCCACGCAUGCCUCUACAGAGGGUAGAGAAUGAAGUUGACCUAAGAGGAGACCAGCACCCAUUAGGCACCUUCUCCUACCCUCCCUCACAUCACCCACCAGCACUGCCUCCUUCACUGCCCCUACAGUAUCUUCCUCAAGAGCCUCUGCAUCAGGAGCUUCCUUUCGGAGUGCCAUAUCCCCACAUGCUGCCGAGGCGAGUGAAUGGACAGAGAUACCGGCUGCAGCAGCCUCUCCCCCCUCCUCCUCCUCCUUACUACCCAGGCUUCCUCCCUUAUUUCUU